Molecule: messenger RNA, 498 nt
Organism: Closterium sp. Naga37s-1
Lineage: Eukaryota; Viridiplantae; Streptophyta; Zygnematophyceae; Desmidiales; Closteriaceae
Source: the annotation of a GenBank genome assembly
AUGCGUAGGCGGCAACGCGCAGUCGCGGCGGCGGGAAUCGGAGGCGACGACGGUGCAGUCGCGGCGGCCGAAAUUGCGGGUGACGGGGGUGCAGUCGCGGCGGCGGGACGUGCAGGCGACAACGGGGCACUCGCGGCGGUUGGAUGUGCAGGCGGCGAUGUGCAGUCGCGGCGGCAACAAUGCGCAGUCGCGGCGGCCGGUACAGCAGGUGGCGACGACGUGGUCGCGGCGGCGGGAAGGGCAGGCGGCGACGAGAAGGUCGCGGCGGCGGAAGUGCCAGGCGGCGACGGCGUGGUCGCGGUGGCUGGAAGGGCAGGCGGCGACGAAAAGGUCGCGGCGGUGGGAUCAGAGGGCGGCGAUGUAGCGGUCGCGGCAGUGGAAUCCGCGGGUGGAGAUGCACGGGCGGCGAAAUCAGAGAUGGGGGAGGGGGGGGACGACGGCGAUGGAAAGAUCGUGGUGGGAAGGGAGGACAACGGCGACGGUGAUGUCGCGGCAUGA